CUGGGCGACUACCAACAGUACCAGAAGUGGCUACGGGGAGGCCGGAGCGCUGGGGGAGUACGGAAAAACGCGGAAAUAUCCCAAGUAAAAACGUUCCCACCCCAGAGUUGUCAUGCAGAUUUGCAAAGGCAGGAAGACUUGUAAUGCGCAUCCCCAUGAGAGCCAUUUCCAAUCGUGUCUCGGAAUUUGUGAUGCUGUGAACAGGAUGAGCAGAUGAAUCUGUGACGCGGCUGCACUUGCUAACCUGCACUACGCUGCAGAGUGCAACUUGUCAUGCGUGACUCACAAAACUCCUAGGUUUGUGUUGCAAAAUCCCCAUCCUGGCUCUGGUGUGGGUGCGUUUUUACUGAGGAUAGGAAAGAUACCGGUUUCGGUCCGAAGUGGACACUAUGCGUUGCAAAUAUGUCUGGGUCUGGAAGAUUGCAACUUGUCAUGCUGCAUCUGAAUCAUGCAAAAAUCUGUGUUGCAUGAGUGCCAAAACCUGUCCGCUUUCGACCAAGCUGGGAGGGAGUUUCUCAUGCAGGACAGCCAUGAUAGAGACCUCACAAAGUCUGUCAUGCUAGGCCCCGCAUUCCAGACGUCAUGGGUCACGGAAAACCUGCAUGACAAGUUUGCACUCUUCCAGACCCAGACAUAUUUGCAGUGGAUAGACACCGAUGCGUUCUACGGGAUGUACGACAGAGGGUACAAGAUUAUCGUCGAUGAAUCUGAUCUAUGCAUUGCAAAUAUGUCUGGGUCUGGAACUUGUGAUGCGCAUUUCAUAACACACACAAAUCCCUCAUGCAUAGGCAGCAAAAGGCACCCUCUUCCUGUCACCAAAAUGGAGGAUUUGACAUGUGGAUUAGGCAUUGCGGAGCCUACUUCUCGAAUCCUGUGAUGCUAGGGCUUCCAUGCCAGACCUUCUCCGUCAUGCGAAAAUAGCAUGACAACUUCUUCCAGACCCAGACACAUUUGCAUUUGAUAUGAUCCGACGCCAGACGAGUCCGAAAGAAGCAAGCGAGCAUCUGCCGGGACUGAAGGUAAAAGCAAAAAGAAAGCGGGGGCUUCUUUUGCGGAAGUCGAUGCAGGUCCAGACCAGCAGU
Amoebophrya sp. A120 is the source of this 1082-nucleotide messenger RNA. The record is from the annotation of a GenBank genome assembly. Lineage: Eukaryota; Dinophyceae; Syndiniales; Amoebophryaceae.